This is a messenger RNA of Girardinichthys multiradiatus, 6216 nucleotides long. It is a transcript of the gene smg7, whose product is annotated as SMG7 nonsense mediated mRNA decay factor. Bases 125 to 3691 code for a protein of 1188 amino acids. Gene Ontology annotation, molecular function: protein binding; telomerase RNA binding; telomeric repeat DNA binding. Gene Ontology annotation, cellular component: telomerase holoenzyme complex. Gene Ontology annotation, biological process: nuclear-transcribed mRNA catabolic process, nonsense-mediated decay. The record is from RefSeq and is a predicted model, not a curated record. Lineage: Eukaryota; Metazoa; Chordata; Actinopteri; Cyprinodontiformes; Goodeidae. The transcript is spliced from 23 exons.
UCCGCCCCUGCUCCACCCCCGCACCAGAGGCCCUCUGCGGGUCACACAGGAACAUUAUGGCGCCUGGAGGAGCGCUAGCUUCGGGACCACUCGUAGUGUAAAGGACCGGUGUUUACCCGGCAGGAUGAACCUCUGCGCCCAGUACCUGCGCCAGGCAGAGGCCCUGAAGGCUGACAUGACAGACUCAAAGCUGGGGGCUACAGAGGUGUGGACCUCCCGCCAGGCCCUGCAGGACCUGUACCAGAAGAUGCUGGUGACGGACCUGGAGUACGCUCUGGACAAGAAGGUGGAGCAGGACCUGUGGAACCACGCUUUUAAGAACCAGAUCACCACGCUGCAGAGCCAGGCCAAGAACCGGGCCAACCCGAACCGCAGCGAGGUCCAGGCCAACCUGUCGCUGUUUCUGGAGGCUGCCAGUGGCUUCUACACUCAGCUGCUGCAGGAGCUCUGCACCGUCUUCAACGUGGACCUGCCGUGUCGCGUCAAGUCGUCUCAGCUCGGUAUCAUCAGCAACAAGCAGAGCGGCGGCAGCGCCAUCGUCACGCCUCAGCCCAGCUCCUGCUCCUACAUCUGCCAGCACUGCCUCGUCCACCUCGGAGACAUCGCUCGGUACCGUAACCAGACCAGCCAGGCAGAGUCGUACUACAGACACGCAGCUCAGCUGGUUCCAUCCAACGGUCAGCCCUACAACCAGCUGGCCAUCCUGGCCUCCUCCAAAGGAGACCACCUCACAACCAUCUUCUACUACUGUCGCAGCAUCGCCGUCAAGUUCCCGUUCCCGGCAGCUUCCACCAACCUGCAGAAGGCUCUGUCCAAGGCUCUGGAAAGUCGUGAUGAGGUGAAAACCAAGUGGAGCGUGUCCGAUUUCAUCAAAGCGUUCAUCAAGUUUCACGGCCACGUCUACCUGAGUAAGAGUCUGGAUAAACUGGACGCUCUGAGAGAGAAGCUGGAGGAGCAGUUUCAGAGGCUGAUCCUGCAGAAAGCCUUCAGCUCCCAGCAGCUUGUCCACAUCACCGUCAUCAACCUGUUUGAGCUGCAUCACCUCCGAGACCUGACGGCGGACAGCAACGAGCCGAGCUGCAGCGGCGAGCAGCAGAUCAGCUGGUUCCAGCUGCUCGGACUCUUCAUGUCCUUCCUGGGAGUGAUGUGCAGCCGGGUUCUGCUCAACAAGAACCAGGGGGAGGAGAUCAUGGGGGAGUGUCCUCUGCCGGCUAUCAAGCUGUCUUUGGACUGGCUCAAACUGAGGCCCAGCAUCUUCCAGGAGGCUGCAGUGGAGAAGAGGAAGUAUAUCUGGCCGUGGCUGGUGUCCAUCCUCAACAGCUUUCAGCCCAGAGAGGAAGAUCUGUCCUCCUCUUCCUCAGCGAUGCCCCUGCCGGAGGAGUUUGAGCUCCAGGGUUUCUUGGCUCUGCGACCCGCUCUCAGGUGUCUGGACUUCACAAAAGGUCAUCAGGGAAUCCUGGUGGAUCGGGACGGUCUGCCGGUGCACGCCCGCCACCAGCGGCUCACAGCUCUGGGAAAAUGGGUGGCGGACAACCAGCCGGGGCUGAUCCAGUGCCAAGUGAACGAGGACGGCCUCCUCCUCUUCCUCACUGACAUUCCAGAGGAGGCCAUCGAGGAGCCGCAGGAGAGGGAUGCUCCGGUGCUGCAGGAGUCAUCCAACGGCGAGCAGACCCAGAACGAUAGCGGCAACUCGGGCCUGAAAUCGGUGCUGUCCGCCGGGAAGACUCAGAGCUCGUGGUCCGACAGCAGCGAGCGGCCCGUCGUCACCUUCAAGGAAAACAUCAAACCCAGAGAGCAGAGCCAAGAGCCGGCACGGAACCACCCGCAGAAAGAAUUCAGCAAGGAGCGCCGGGAGUUCCCUAAAGGAAACGGGACGGCUGCCGGGAAAGGAGAGAUGAAGAGGGACGGGAAGAGGAAGAGCGAGAUGAAGAAGGCUGGGCAUGAGAAAACAGCUGAUGUUGGAAAACAGGUGAAGGCUCAGACGGAGCUGAGAAAGACUCCGGUUUCCGAGGUCAAGAAGACUCCAGUCACACAGACUCAGACCACAUGCUCAUCCCAGUUCAUCCCAAUCCAUCAUCCUGGAGCGUUCCCACCUCUGCCCAGCAGACCCGGUUUCCCACCCUCAGCCUAUGUGAUCCCUCCUCCUGUGGCGUUCCCAGGACUCCAGGUGAAUCCAGGAUUCACCUUCUCCACGGGAGUGUCGGUGCCUGCUUCUUUCCUCCAAUCAGCUGUUCACAACCAGGCGGGCACCCAGGCCGGGAAGCAGUCCCACAUUCCCUACAGCCAGCAGAGACCUUCGGGGCCAGGGUCCUCAGGCCAGGGCCCGGGGCCCAUGAACCAGGUCCCCUCCCCGGCCCAGCAGCAGCAGCCAUCCCCCCAGCAGGCCCUGCAGCAGUCGGUCCAGCUGCAGGUUCAGGCCCUGAGUCAGCAGCAGCAGUCACCCACCAAACCGGUGCAGCAGGUUGGGAUGGGCAAGAGUCCGCCUCACCACCCGGGACUGCAGCAGUACAUGCAGGUCCAGGACCAGCCGGCACCCAUGUGGAGCCAGUCUCAGGCGGCCCUGCAGAAGAUGUGCAUGAAGCAGCCUCAGCAGCAGCAGCAGGCCUUCUUCAUGGGAGCUCAGGAUCCUCUGAAGCUGUAUGAACAGCAGCUGCAGCAGCCCGCUCAGCCUCAGAUCUCCAACUUGGACAAGAAGAUGAAGUUCCCUGACGUCAAGAUGCAGGACUUCUACUGGGAGCCAUCCUACCGUAUGGACAGGAUGGGGGAGGGGUUGGCAAUGAUGGUAGAGAGGAUGAAGAGGCCUCCGCCUGGUGGGUUGUGUGGAGAGCAGGAGGUUCCUGCAGGGCCCCGAGGAGCCACAUUUGAGGACAAGAGCUCGCCUUUCCUACCUCCUGACCUGUUAAAAACUCUAGCAGAUUUUGAGGAGGACGAGGAGCUCAUCUUUGCUAAGCCUCCUGAUUUCUUCCAGGCCUUGGCCGGCCCUCUUAGCACUGCUUCUGGACCAAAUAUCUUUCUGCCAAACCAGAGCAGGAUGGAGAGCAGCCAGGAGGUCGUCAGCCAAUCUUCUUCUCUGCUGCCCAUCACCGGCUUCCCCAUGCAGGAGUUUAACCACACCAGCAUCUUCAGUCGGGCGUAUGGUAAAAACCUGCCUCCCAGCUCCAAACCUGAUGCUCCCAUGAUGCAACAGGAGCCCUCCCUGUACUCCCUGUUUGAGGGGAACCCCUGGUCCCCCUCCCUCCCUGCCAGCUCAGACCACUCCACCCCGGCCAGUCAGUCCCCCCACUCCUCCAACCCCAGCAGCCUGCCCUCCUCCCCACCCACUCACAACCACGGAGCCGUGUCCUUCUCCAACUUCGGGCCCAUCGGAACUCCGGACAGCCGAGACCGCCGGGUCCUGGACCGCUGGAAGGCAGAGAAACCAGGAACCGGCUUUGGUCUGGACUACCUUCCAGCUGCAGCCACCUCCACGGCGCCUGAUUCCAGCUGGCACCAGGGUGGCUCCACGGGGAGCUCCUGGACCAACCAGGAGUCUCCUAUGGAGGAGUCAUCUUCAACUGUGCUGCUUGAUAGCCUGAAGUCCAUCUGGUCCAGCUCUAUGAUGCAGCCGGGCCCGUCGGCGCUGGAGCAGCUCCUCCUGCAGCAGAAGCAGAAGCAGCAGCGAGGUCACGGCGCCAUGAACCCGCCGCACUGAACGGCAGCGCGAGGCGGCGCUUUGUGUCCGGACGAACCACCACCAGGAGGAACGAAGGGAAACAAACACACAUAAAAAUGGGAAAUUAAACCGGCGAGAAACGGUGGAGGCUGGGGAGGCGACACAACCCCCCCGACGAGGCUCAAUCACCACCCCCACCCCCCUCGGCUGUUCGAGGAGCAGUGACGCCCCUCCUGGAUCGGAGGGUGCGGGAUCUCUUGACCCGCGGUGUCACGCUGCCGCCGGGUUUCCUUCAACCGGCCGAAAUCUGAACUUUAAGGAACCCUCCCAGCAACACCUUGGACCCCCAAAUUCAGACAGACGCUACAUCUGAACAACUCCCCUCUCAUCUAGAGAUCUUCUUUCUUCACAGAAAAACGUUGGACCUCCUGGACGUCUGCUUGGAUGUACGGCAGACUGAAGCGGGGUCAUUCUGAGAGGGCGAGGACAGUGUGGUGCUCUGGUUUAUGGGGGGGGACAGGUGAAGCGCAGGGGGUGAAAUACCAGACUGGACUUUCUGAUCUCUCCUUUCAUUUCAUUGGAGUGGAGGAGGACGAGGAGGACGAGGAAGAUGGAGGUUUACAGCUCUUUAAAUAUCUACUGAUUAUAUAUCGGCAUAGUUGGACUGUGGGAGGGGCUUGUGGACAGGAAGUCUCCCAGGGUGGGCGUUGGUUCAGCGACGUGACCUUCAGGAAGGACUAACCUGAAGACUGGAGGAGGAUGCUGGGGAACGUUGUGGGACAGAUGGGAGAACCAGCGUGGGAGGGGCUGAGAUCGACCCGGUCCGUCUUAGUGUUACUGUUAGCUUACAGAGAUUCCAGAUAUUAACUCAAAAAGAAAAAAUGUAUUUUGUGAUUUGUUUGUAGCAGUUUUAGCUUCUCGCCCUCUGAGGAGGACACGGCUUCAUCCGUUAGCUUCUUGCCUGAAUCCUUCCGGGCUUUUCUGCCUCUACUUCCUGCACCGCUUUACUAAAUGAAGAAAAAAACUAAAGGUGUAACCCUGCUUGCUUCCUGAACCGGCAUCUCCUCUCUUUCUCUUUCUCUUUCUCUUUCUGUUCUUGUUUUAGUCGCAGCUCCUGUGUGCCUGCUCGCUGUCCCGCUGCUUUCUGGCCUCAGACAGGUGUGUCCAGGUCGCCGGGUCCAUCCAAAUGUUCUGAAAGCUUCCUCUUUAACGAACAGUGACAUCCUGAAGCCUCGCAGCUUUUUCUUCAGCGUUGAACUGAAGGCCAGAAACUCGAGCUAAAAGAAGCGAAUUCAGCUGAAACUUGUUAAAUUAUUCGGAGAAAAUCACCUGCAUGAUAUUAAAAACAUUGGAAAACUUUACUGAUCAGAAGCAGUUUGGAGAAAAACUAAAGUUUGUCCAAAGCCAAUAAAUUCUGGUGCCGAGUAUAAAUAAAUCCUUCUAGAAACCUCGUUAAGGACGAGAAAGGUCCUGACCGAGACCAUCCACGUCUUCAUCUCCAGCCUGAAGCUUCAUAAAUCAGGGGCUGUGGCGACAUCUUAUGGUCAGAGGUGGUCACUGCAUCUUGUCUGAUUGGGUUUCCAGUUUUACUUCAACCUAACUGGAACAAAAAACUCAAUAUUACUCAGAUAUGUAUGAUCACUGCGUGUUCUUCUUGAUAAAUGUAUGUUUCUGGAACCUUCUGUAACAGAACAUAAUGGUUCUGGGUUUUAGGUUGGAUACCGAACAUCCCAGCAGGAUAAAAUCAUCACUCAUACUGUUGAGCUGUUAAAGGGUGUGUAAAUAUUCAGUUAUGAAAAAUAAGGUGCAGUUUUUGUUCUGAAACUUCUGCUGAUUAUUAAUUAUUGAUGGCUUCAGUUCUGCUGUUUUACUGCACUUAACAUGUUGGUGUUGAGCUGCAGCUCAAAGAAAUCUGCUGAUAGUUUUAUUUAAAGUGAUUAUUUCUGUCUGAAACAAUAAAAGAAGCAGAAAAGUUUCAUCUGAAAACAUCAGAAAUAUUCAAGCAGUUUGUUUCUGCUCGCUUCAUUUUUAACAGGAGCUGAAAUCACCUGCGACCUUUUAAUUUCACUUUUAUCAAACUCCUGAAGGUUUAAAGGUUAAAGGCUUGGCCCUGGUGUUUCACAGCCAAUCAGAGUGGAGCGAGUGCCAGCCGGCCAAUCAGGACUCUGUUAGGCCGGCUAGGUCAGGUCCGACUGCAGGGAUGUAACUCAUGUUCUGUUCAAAUGAAAAGAGAAAUCAUUUUACACGUCUGGUUCCUCUGGUCGUGCUUCAUGUUGCAUUUAGAAGAUGUCUGAAGAAAAGCUGAACUGAACCUGAGGACAAAUGUGGCCAGAUCCAAACGUCUGUUUUCAUGUAGUAGGCUCUCCAUGAGGUCCAGACCUGGUUCUGGUCCUGGUUUUACUCUGAUCUGGGGAGUUGUGUGGGUUUUUGGGUCCUCAUGGUUUGGAUCAUCAGACUGGUGUUCUGGUUCAGGUCUGAGCUUUGACUUCAUGUGUUUGUCUCUGUAGACGUUCAGAUUUGGUGGAAUUAGUCUUUCAAUAAAUGUGAACUAUCUUCUCCCUUGA